AUGGUGCCACUAACACCGCAGGGCCACAACCAGGCCAAGCUUGCUGGAACGGUACUUCGAAACUUUCUCAGUCAGGAGUGCUUCGAUACCAAGGAUAGGUCUGUCCUAUUCUACACAUCGCCGUAUCGUAGAGCCAGAGAAACAUGCCACAACAUCGUUGAGGGCAUCAAGGAUAUACCGAACAUUAAGUACAAGACCCACGAAGAGCCCAGGUUAAGAGAACAGGACUUCGGCAACUUCCAGUCUACACCAGAUGAGAUGGAGGAGAUUUGGCAAGAAAGGGCCCACUACGGUCACUUUUUCUACAGAAUCCCCCAUGGAGAGAGUGCAGCUGAUGUUUACGAUAGAGUAGCCUCUUUCAACGAGACUUUAUUCAGACAGUUCCAGUCAGACGACUUUCCAGAUGUCCUCGUAUUGGUUACCCAUGGAAUCUGGGCCCGAGUGUUUUUGAUGAAAUGGUUCAGAUGGAGCUACGAGGAAUUCGAAUCUUUGAGGAAUAUCCCCCACUGUCAGUAUCUAAUUAUGAAGAGACUGGAAGAGACCGAUCGCUUUCAAUUGAAAACGCCUUUGAAGACUUGGGACGACUUACCCGAGGAUGAAGUCGACGGAGAAGUGGAAAAGGAAUUUGGAAGUGAAGUAUGCUUUAACUCCAAGGAUAAAUUGAAUAACCCUAAUGAUAUGGACAUAACUCAUAUAAUAGAUGCCCAGAAGGAUGCCAUCAGACUUCAACGGGCGAAGGAUAAGUUGAUAAAGGAAAUGUAUGAGAAGAAGAACGGAAAUAGCUAUAUCAAUAUGCUGAUGGAGACCAGACGACUUGAAAGAAGCGGUAGUGCAAAAUUCACUGACAACCAGAGUUUGACCAAUAGUCUGACAAACCUCUUAGAAGGGAAAGAAGAAAAGUAA
Messenger RNA from Dujonia railenensis, 903 nucleotides. NCBI's taxonomy places the organism in Eukaryota, Fungi, Ascomycota, Pichiomycetes, Serinales, Debaryomycetaceae. The record is from the annotation of a GenBank genome assembly.